CUGGCCACAGGAACAGGGUCUCAGCUGGUGGUGUGGGCAGGAUGGAAACUGGCUAUGCUGCUCUGCAGAUCUUCAUACUGGUGACGCAUGGGAUCAUCAGUGUCCUCGGCAUCGUGGGAAAUGGGCUUGUGAUCUGGGUGGCUGGAUUCCGGAUGGCACUCACAGUCACCACCUUGUGCUACCUGAACCUGGCUUUAGCCGACUUCUUCUUCAGCGCCACUCUGCCAUUCUUCAUGGUUAUAAAUACCAUGAGAGGACAAUGGCCUUAUGGCUGGUUCCUAUGCAAGUUAUUUAACAUUAUCAUAGAUACAAACCUGUAUGGAAGUAUCUUCCUCAUUGCUUUCAUUGCUCUGGACCGCUGUAUCUGUGUCCUGCAUCCGGUCUGGGCCCAGAACCACCGCACUCUAAGUCUGGCUAAAAAAGUGAUCAUUGUACCCUGGAUUCUUGCUCUACUCCUUAACUUGCCAGUUCUCAUCUUCGUUACUACAGAAACGGAUGAGAACGGGGACACACACUGUGGUUUCAACACUAACUUCUGGGGUAACAUCACUGAAGAAGAGAAGUUGCAGAGGACCGUUACCUCAGUAGCAAUCAUAGGGAUCAACCGGUUUGUCACUGGCUUCACUCUACCGAUGUCCAUCAUCGCCAUCUGCUAUGGGCUCAUUGCAGCCAAACUCCGAAACAAGAGCAUGAUGAAGUCCCGCCAUCCCUUACGGGUCCUCAUUGCUGUCGCAGCUUCCUUUUUCAUUUGCUGUUUCCCCUAUCAACUGUGUCUUCUUCUGGCCACAGUCUGUGUCACAGCAGUAUCUGAAGAAAAGUACAACAUCAUUUUUCUCCUGACAUCUCUAACAGGCAUCCUGGCCUUUUGCAACAGCUGCCUCAACCCAGUGCUCUACGUCUUCCUGGGGAGAGACUUCCGAAAGAGACUGAUCCACUCCCUGCCUGCCAGUCUGGAGAGGGCCCUGACUGAGGACUCAGCCCCAACCAGUGACACAACCACCAAAUCGGCUUCACCCCCUACAGAGGCCCAAUUACAGGAGAUGUGAGGUGACUGGGGUCAUUUAUGAGUUUUGCCUGCUCCUGUCCUGCUACCUCUUCCAGCUUCACCUUACCUUAGGUCAGUGAUAGUGAACCUUUUGAGCUCGGCGUGUCAACAUUUUGAAAAACCCUAACUUAACUCUGGUGCCGUGUCACAUAUAGAAAUUUUUUGAUAUUUGCAACCAUAGUAAAACGAAGACUUAUAUUUUUGAGAUUUAUUUUAUAUAUUUAAAUGCCAUUUAACAAAGAAAAAUCAACUAAAAAAAUGAGUUCGCGGUCACCUCUGACACGCGUGUCAUAGGUUUGCCAUCACUACCUUAGGUCAUACUGAGCGUUAGGUAAAAUUUCCCUGGCCAGGAGACUGUAGAAAGAGACUGAGGGCCCCAUUAUUACACUCAGAGUUUAUUAAGGAAACAUACAUACAAGGCUCAGCUUGGGAGGUAACAAGAUGACACGGAUGUCCUCCCUGCCACAGGGCAGGUGAUAAGGAGUUCAUAGGACAGGGAAGAUGGAUGGGGGUGCUGGAGAAUGACCCACCUCAGAUAAGAAGAAAAUGCCUUAUAUACUUGCCCAAAACACAGUGAGGGGCCGUCUGAGGAACCAGCAUGCCGGGGGCUUGGCGAGGGGGUGGACUGUCUUUGAGGGACUUUCUGGAAAGCGAUCUCUGCUCUGGCCUGAAUCUAGCAGAUCUGGCCAGACCGUCUGGCAGCGAUCACAUCAGUGAAAAUAGCCUCUUCACCACAAUGAACCACUCAUCAUGAAGAUACUUUGGUGACCCCUGAUUUGGGGGGAAGAAAUGGACAUCAGGGUAUAUUGCUUUUAUUUUUGGUUAUACCCUGGGGGUCAUGGUAAAGAAUACAGGGAUAGUAAGAGGAAGAUGAAUGGGGAAUCUGUAAAGCUUAGAUGAGAGAGUGUAUUAAGGGAAAAACUUUAGCAUUUCAUCAUGAAGUAAGAUGUUUCCUGUAGAUUUGUUUUUACCUGUUUUUUCAUCUGAAAACAAGUUUCUUAUUCCUGCUUUACUAAUGGAUUGCUUCUUUUUUAAAUCAUGAAUAAGUGCUGGACUAUAUCAAAUGAAUAUUCAGCAGUUAUUAAGAUGAUCAUAGUAUUAUUAUCAUUUUACUUAUACCAUCACAAAGUAUAUUUUUUUUUAAUGUUAAACUACCUUUGUAUUCAUAGAAUAACCACAGUUGGUCAUGAUACAUUUUGUAUAUUUCUAAUUAAUCUCACUAGAUGGGUUUGGAAUUUCUGCAUUUAUGAUUAUGUAAAUAUGGGACUGGUCUUUUACUUUCCUCUUAUAUCUAUGUCAGGUUUUACAUCAAAAGAAAAAGACCUGGGAAGUGAUUCCUCCAAUACUAUUCUCUGGUGUUAUAUUUUUUAUUAACGUUUAGAGAAAUUCACCAGUGAAGCAAGUUGAGUCUUGGGCUUUCUUUUUUAGAAGACGUCUUAAGACUUAAUUCCUUUAAUAACUAUCAGAUAUUCAGACCAUCUAUUUCCUCUUCUGUCUGUUUUGGUAAUCCGUGACAGUCAAGGAAUUUAGCCAUAUUUUCCAAAUGGUCAAAUUUAUUGGUAUGAAACAUUAUGAAAACUGUGUUACAGUACUUGGUAGGAGUAUCUUUACAUAAUAAGAAUGUAAUCUAUCUGAGGGCAGGGUUUGGCCUUUAUUGUUCAUGAAUGGACCCCAAAACCAAAUGUGUAAAAUAGCACCUGACAUGUGAUAGACACUCAAGAAGGAGUUGUAUAAUUAAUGACUCAAUAAAUAACAGCAUCGUCCAGGUAUCAACUGAGGACCUUUAACGUCUAAUUAAAUGAACUCUGAAUUCAUCAUGAAUGGGGGACUGUUUACUGAACUCUCACUGACAUUCCCAAAAUUUUUACAAAUACUCAGGUGGUUUAUCUUUUUAUGAACACCUCAGAUGUUAAUUUUCUGUUUCUAAUAAAGUACUCUGGCUAACUG
Messenger RNA from Myotis daubentonii (Daubenton's bat), 2992 nucleotides. Its product is annotated as N-formyl peptide receptor 2-like. Gene Ontology annotation, cellular component: plasma membrane. Lineage: Eukaryota; Metazoa; Chordata; Mammalia; Chiroptera; Vespertilionidae. Gene Ontology annotation, biological process: positive regulation of cytosolic calcium ion concentration; phospholipase C-activating G protein-coupled receptor signaling pathway; inflammatory response. The record is from RefSeq and is a predicted model, not a curated record. Gene Ontology annotation, molecular function: complement receptor activity; N-formyl peptide receptor activity.